Molecule: messenger RNA, 1638 nt
Organism: Homarus americanus (American lobster)
Lineage: Eukaryota; Metazoa; Arthropoda; Malacostraca; Decapoda; Nephropidae
Product: myosin-11-like
Exons: 10
Coding region: 143-1054 (303 amino acids)
Source: RefSeq, a predicted model, not a curated record
GCCCAGUACUGCCACCAGUGUGUGACAGAGACGUGACCGAUCACCCGGGCGGCCAACGAGCUGAUCAGUGGUGAAGAGGAUAAAAGUAAAAAAAGUCAGUUGCUGCAGGAUCAUCAAGUGUUGAAUCUUCACACCUUUAAUCAUGGAUCUGGGUGAGGCUGACUUUGAAACUGACAUUAUUGAAUUAUUGAAGCGGGUGGCACAAGUGAGCCACCAGAAGGCAAUGACGGAUGAGGAACUAGUGAAGGUGAUGGCAGAGAGAGAUCAGUUCAAGCACAUGUGGAUGAAGAUUCAGCCAUUAAUCGAGGAUGUGACGAGGAAGCUGGGGGAGCUGGGUGCCAACUAUGCCUCUCUGGUGCCACUUAUAGAUCAAAAACACCGCUUGGAGGAGAUGGUGAAGCAGUUAAGUCAAGAAAACAUCAAUUUAAAGCAGGCCAGCAAGAGAGAGUUGGAGGAGAUGAAGGAGCAGGCUAAGACGGCAAAACUGGAGGCUGACUUGGGUUUCAUGAAGGCCCUCAACCACAACAAGGAAAAAGCCAAAGGGAGGGAAGAGAAGAUAUUGACUGACCUUGAGAGCAAGAAUAAGGAACUGGAAGCAGCAAAGGAACAAAUAGAUAAUCAACAACUGAGCUUUAGGACAAAGAUAGAAGAAUCAGAAAAGAAGCAUCAUCUCCAAAUGGAAAAGCUUCGAGGUUGCAUCACUCGUCAACAACAGCUUCUUGCCUCCCACUCCACCUCCAAUAUGGACCUGUUUGCUAAUAAGCUGCAGUCUGUGCGGGCAGAAUUUGAGGAGCAGGUGCAAGAACAAACCUCAAAAAUUGAUAACCUGGAGAAGGAGCUUCAGGAGACACGAGAAGCCCUCCAACACCAGAAGCAAUUAAUCAUGAUAAGAGCUGUGACCUCUAGCCCCACCUUAUCCCACAACCCAUCACUAAUCUCAUCACCUGGAUCUACUCGUCUUCCUGGAGAAUUGGAUGAGGCUGGGUCAACUGGGAGUGCCUGGAAAUUGAACCACCAAGCCCCUGAACAGGUGGCAAACGCUGUAUCCACUUGACUGCCGCACUCUGGAGCUGAUUCACUGUGAAAAGGAUGAGUUGAUGUGAAUGGUCGGAGGAAAACUUCAUUUACGAUGCCCAUGUAAGGUACUCUACCCAAAAUUUUUAUUGGAGUACAGUACAAUACAGUACUCAAAUAUAUUUACUUCUUUACUUUCAACUCUGUUUCAGCAUUAUGUAUACCUUCAUUGUUAAGGGCAAUGAUAGCCCCUCUCACUUUUUGUGAUAUCUUCCCAAUAAUUUCUUACUCCAUUUGAUGUAAGAUCCCAUUGAUGACUGGCAUGACAUUGGUAUCCAUUUACGACAUCCACUCCGAGUCUUGAAAUAUAUGAUCUGAAGCCUCGGAGGAUUCACAUCGUUUGCAAACGUAUCUACCCAUUCAUACUCAAAGGUCGCGAAUGUAAAACUACCAUCCGUUAAGAAACACAGUACUGUACAUCGAGUAACUUUUUUUGGAAAGCCUCAAAUCACAUUGACCCCAUGGCUAACGAUAGUUUUUUGGGGGGGACUGUCCAAAUAUAUUUGCAGCAUUCAUCUUUGUAAUAACAUACAUUAGUCUCCAUAAAGUUUGGAAUAAAAAUCA